GGCGCCGACCUCCUCGAGGGCGCCACCUUCACCCUGCAGCGAGGCCGCCGGUACGGCCUCAUCGGCCGGAACGGGAGCGGCAAGAGCACGCUGCUGCGCUCGCUCGCGUCGCGACAGCUCGGCGACAUCCCCGCGGCGCUGACCAUCCACUACGUCUCGCAGGCGCGGAGAUGCAGUCUUGGUAGAUGUGACGGCACGCCUCUCGAGUUGCUCUUCACACCUCGCCCUCUACACCUCGCCCUCUACACCUCGCCCUCUACACCUCGCCCUCUUCACACCUCCCCACGCCCCGCCCAGGUGCUCGAGCGGCUCGACCUCAUCGGCGCAGACGCGGCCGAGCAGCGCGCCCUCGCCCUGCUGCGCAACCUCGGCUUCUCGGCCGAGCUGCGAGCGAGGCCGAUGGCUGCUCUCUCGGGCGGGUGGAGGGUGAGGACCUGCCUCGCCGCCGCCAUCUUCGCCAAGCCCGACGUGCUGAUGCUCGACGAGCCGACCAACCACCUCUCGAUCGGCGCCGUACUCUGGCUCAUGCGCGAGCUCACCACCAGCCCCGCCUGGAGCGAGCGGAUCGUCGUCGUCGUCUCGCAUGACCGAGUCUUCCUCGACGCCGUCGCCACCGACGUCCUCCACCUCUCCGCAGCCGCACGCCGGCUGACCCAGUCGCACGGCAACUACGCUACGUGGGCAAAGCGGCGGGAGCAGCAGCAAAAGACCUUCGAGAGGGCGACCGCACUGCGCGCAGAGCAGGCGCCGCCACACACACCGCCCCGGCCAGCCCCCGCACCCCGCCCCGCCCUGACCGCCCCGCUGCCCUGCCGCGCGCGUCCACCGGCGGCGAGCUUCCCUCGCGCCUCAGGUCGCCAAGCUCAAGACGAGGACCACGAGCUGCCGCUCUCGCUCCAGGCGGGGGGGGAGAUCUCCGGCCCCCUGGUGCAGCUGCGCGGGGUCGCAUUCGGAUACUCGGCCGCGGGCGAGCAGCUCUUCUCGGGCGCCGAACUCGGGGUCGACGCGACUUCGCGGAUCGUGCUGCUCGGCGAGAACGGCAACGGAAAGACCACGCCCCUGCUGCUGGGCGACCUCGCCCCGACGGCAGGCGAGGUGGUGCGCAAUGGUGGUGCGCGGAUUGGGCUCGUCAACCAGCACCACGCCGACCAGAUCGACCUCACGCUCACGCCGCUCCAGUUCCUGAUGGACCGCUUCCCGGGCGACGGCUCGUACGCGCACGAGCAGGCGCUGCGCUCGCGCCGGCACGGUAGUCGCCAGCGUCCUCCUCCCCAAGCCGUGCCCUCCUCGGCGCUGAGCGGAGGGCAGCGCUCGCGUGUCGCCCUCGCCGCCGUCUCGUACGCAGCGCCGCACGUCCUCGUCCUCGACGAGCCGACAAACAACCUCGACCUCGAAUCGAUCGCCGCGCUGGCGGACUGCGUCACCGCCUUCAAGGGAGGCGUGGUGCUGGUGUCUCACGACCAGUAUUUUGUCUCGCGCGUCGCAAACGAGGUUUGGGUG
Emiliania huxleyi CCMP1516 is the source of this 1500-nucleotide messenger RNA. RefSeq lists its product as hypothetical. NCBI's taxonomy places the organism in Eukaryota, Haptophyta, Isochrysidales, Noelaerhabdaceae. The record is from RefSeq and is a predicted model, not a curated record. The annotation marks the transcript as partial. The transcript is spliced from 7 exons. Gene Ontology annotation, molecular function: ATP binding; ATP hydrolysis activity.